This is a messenger RNA of Saccostrea cuccullata (small rock oyster), 2542 nucleotides long. RefSeq names its product tight junction-associated protein 1-like. The transcript is spliced from 8 exons. The coding region runs from base 190 to 1146 and encodes 318 amino acids. NCBI's taxonomy places the organism in Eukaryota, Metazoa, Mollusca, Bivalvia, Ostreida, Ostreidae. The record is from RefSeq and is a predicted model, not a curated record.
CUAGAGAGUUCCAAACCGGAUGUUGUGUUGUGGCAGCUGUUCAUGUUUUGACAUUAAUUUAAAUAUUGCCUGUAAGCCGUAAAAGAAAAGAUUGUCACACGUGUUAGCCGUUUCAGUGUAAUUAUGAAUAAAACAACAUCAUUCUAUAGUGAUGUACACGUAGAAAAAUAACUGCUGAUACUACCUACUAUGUCCAAACGGCAACCUCCGGGAAUGUUUCAACAGGGUGCAAAAGUUUGUCAGGAGUGUGGAUGUCCUUGUACAGGAUGCAUGGACAAGUCAAGUUUGGAUUUACAUCAGAAAAUUGUGGAACUUGAAAGUGAGCUGCGUAAAAGUAAUGAGCAUGUUUCAAAAAUUGGUCGAGAGUUAGUGGACAACAAGCAUCUUGCUGACUAUGAGGUGCACAAACUGCGAGAGGAACUGAAUAAAUUACGGGACAGAUAUGACAGACUUUUUGAAAGCCACAAAAGAAUUCAGAAAGUUAACCAUGGACUUGAGGAUAAGAUUUUAAAGAUAGUUAGUGGGUUUGAAGAGGAGAAAACAAAUCUACAACGAGAACUAGCCACUACCACAUCAAGACUGGUAGAUGCCAAGGCAACUGUGUGUGAGCUGGAAGAGGAAAAUGAACGAUACAGAAAUGACUGUAACAUAGCAGUUCAGCUGUUACAGUGCAGGCCUUCAGAAUUUGUGUCUCACAAGCUUAAUUCACUGCCAAUUGAAUUACAAGAGAGGGUAAAGAAGCACAUGACAAGAGAAGAAAUCAUUAACUGUGAGGACGCUCCUAAUUCUAACGAGACUCCUAAACUUAUCCACGUCCCUAUGGCCACCUUCCCCCCUACAGCCAUGGUUUACUCUGUUAACAAACCAAUGAACAAGUCUGAGACCGCUAACACGAGGAAUGGGGCAAGUGAUGGAGUCCCAAUGGAUGUUAUAACUAAGGCCCUGAGCCACCCAGAGCCAAUCAAGAAAUCGCGGCGGACGUAUAUUUGUUUGAAGUGUCGUCGUGACGUGGUCUGUAAUAACAAAGACACACAGGUCAACAUGAGCCGUGAAACUCAAGGAAGUUGUGACAACCUGAGUGAGCUCAGAGUUCAUAGACCAUGUGGAAGAACUCAGUCUUUCUCAUCAGAGAGCGAGAUGUAUUGAUGAGUGAGCUCAGAGUUCAUAGACCAUGUGGAAGAACUCAGUCUUUCUCAUCAGAGAGUGAGAUGUAUUGAUGAGUUUAAACUGAGAACUUCACUCAAAUUUAUCUCAAUGGAAAAUGCUCAUUCUCUUUGCACAGCACCUCAAGUUUGGUCAAAAAUCAUGUACAUGUACUGUGAAAUCACCUAUUUCAUGGGUUUUAAUUAUUUUAAAUAUUUAUUUGAAUUGCACAUAAUCAUCUGGAGGCAUUUUAUCUCUAAGAGUAUACUCAAAAUAUUUUAUCAUGUUGUUUUGAGAAAAGAAUUGUUUAUUUCACCCCUGUAAAUUUAAGUUAUAUUAUUGAGAGUAUAAUUACCUGUAGUUUGUAUGGAAAUCACAGAUCAUUCAUGUAUCACCUUCUUUCACUGUUUACAGAAUUUAUAUUGUAAUGAUAUUUUUUUCUUUCCCGAACUGUUUCUGUCAGGGAUAGGGAUUUGUAUUAUUUUAAGGUGAUUGUGUAUUCAUCUUUUAUCCUCUGGAUCCCCAAAUUAAAAAUCCUGUUCAUAGUUCUAAAUGUCAUUGUGAGUGGAUUUGUGAGUUACGUACCUGGUAUGUACAUCAUGGUUGAUUAUAGCUUCAGAACUGUAGCUCUCCGAAAAAAUAUAUAUUUACAGACCGGAGAGCUACAGUGCCACUCAUUGAAAAAACUGUAUAUUUAUUGCGCACAAAAAAGUGUGCACUGUUCUAGAUUAAUUCUUCCAAAUUCUUACCUACAAAAAAAGCUAGAUUUCAAAAAAUUCCUUACUCUUCUAUCACAUACUCUCUAAGUUUACAUCUGCACGAAGUGCAUUUGACCAAAUAUCUUACAAACCAAAAUGGCAGUAUACAUAGGCGAAAUUUUCAAUGAUCUCAAUUUCAGGGCCAGAAGGGCUAUUAAAAACAAUUAUAAGGCAUGUUUUGUUGUGGAAACAGUGAAAGAAUAUGUUAGGAACACACGGUUAGUAAUAUUUUGAGAUGACAGAUUUAAAUACAUGGAGAAAUAAAUCGAGAAACAGUGCACUUUUUUGUGUGCAAUAAAUAUACAAUUUUUUUAGAGGGUGGCACUGUAGCUCUCCAGUCUGUCUAUAUAUGUUUUUUGAGAGCUAUAGUUCUGCAGCUAGAUUGAUGAGGAUAAAAAUUGGGGCAUUAACUUUGUUAAAGGGAAUGCACUAUCUAGUAUAAUUUUUAAUUUAAUAGCUCAAUUAUAUUCUAUUGACAUGUAUUUGUUAUCAUAUAUUAAAACAUUGCUGCGACGUCAUGCCUUUGUUCUUGCAGUCUAAAAAUUUACCUGUAGCCGUCCGAUAAUAAUAAUUACCAGUCUGAUAAUAUAUUAUCGGACGGCAAUGAUAACAAAAUCGGACGGUAUUUAAAAAACAAAAAA